Meriones unguiculatus (Mongolian gerbil) is the source of this 1463-nucleotide messenger RNA. RefSeq names its product solute carrier family 51 member A (gene Slc51a). The record is from RefSeq and is a predicted model, not a curated record. The transcript is spliced from 9 exons. Gene Ontology annotation, cellular component: plasma membrane; endoplasmic reticulum membrane. Gene Ontology annotation, molecular function: transporter activity. The coding region runs from base 225 to 1247 and encodes 340 amino acids. NCBI's taxonomy places the organism in Eukaryota, Metazoa, Chordata, Mammalia, Rodentia, Muridae. Gene Ontology annotation, biological process: bile acid and bile salt transport.
ACUCAGCACAGAGGAUCAAAUUCCUCCGGGAGGAACUCUGAGACAAAAAGCUGACACUGGAGGCUUGAGGAGGUAUAAACAGAAGUGGAGACUGCCCUCACCCAACGACCAAAGCCACUAGCGCCACAGUGCUGGGCCAGAACCUCUGCACUUGGUCAGUGGCCCCCCGUCUCCCGGACCUGCCUCCCUCCUUCCCCUCAGCUUCAGCCUGAGAGAAAAGAAGGAUGGAGCCAGACAGGACUCAGAUGAAACUUGACCCCAGGUACACGGCCGACCUUCUGGAGCUGCUGCAAACCAAUUACAGCAUCUCCUCUGCCUGCUUUUCUCACCCUCCCACUGCAUCCCAGCUCCUGAGAGAAUUGGGCCCGGUGGAAACUACCCUCACCGUCAUCUUGACCUUUCUCACCAUUGGCUCCAUUGCCAUCUUCGUGGAGGGUGCUAUUUACCUGUACAAGAACACCGUUUGCCCCAUCAAGAAGAGAACUCUGAUCUGGAGCAGCUCCGCUCCCACGGUGGUGUCUGUGUUCUGCUGCUUUGGUCUCUGGAUCCCGCGUGCCCUCACACUCGUGGAAAUGGCCAUAGCUUCGUUUUACGCUGUAUGUUUUUACCUGCUGAUGCUUGUCAUGGUGGAAGGCUUUGGUGGGAAGGAAGCAGUAAUGAAGACAUUGAAGGACACCCCGAUGAGGGUGCACACGGGUCCCUGCUGCUGCUGCUGUCCCUGCUGCCCACCCCUCAUACUUACCAGGAAGAAGCUCCAGCUGCUGAUGUUGGGCCCUUUCCAGUACGCCUUCUUAAAGAUAAUGCUGAACCUAGUAGGCCUGUUUCUCAUCCCUGACGGCAUCUUUGACCCAUCCGAUAUCUCUGAGAAGAGUACGGCUCUGUGGAUCAACACUUUCCUUGGCGUGUCCACUCUGUUGGCCCUCUGGUGCCUGGCCAUCCUUUUCCGUCAAGCCAGGUUGCACCUGGGUGAACAGAAUAUGGGAUCCAAGUUUGCUCUGUUCCAGACACUAGUCAUCCUGACCGCCCUGCAGCCCUCCAUUUUCUCCGUCUUGGCUAGCACUAGGCAGAUUGCUUGCUCACCUCCCUUUUCUUCUAAAACCAGGUCUCAAGUGAUGAACUGCCACAUGCUCAUCCUGGAGACCUUCCUGAUGACGGUGCUGACACGAAUGUACUACCGAAGGAAAGAUGACAAGGUUGGGUAUGAGAGUUGUUUGCCGCCAGACCUGGACUCAAAACUCAAAGCCUGAGGCGAGCGGCCUGGACUAUGGAAGAGAUGCUGUACUUCUCGGAAGGGCAUGAGAUUUCUCCGUCCCUUGACCUUAAUCAGUGGGUAAGGGUCCCGCUGGCAGCUUCCACGUGACUAUAGGGAUGAGGGUAAUAUGCAGUAGGCUGAGACCGUUCCGAGUCUUUCUCAGGGAAGGCAUUUGAAGUUUUGUAAUAAACAGUGAAAGCUGAAACCCUUA